Nematolebias whitei (Rio pearlfish) is the source of this 622-nucleotide messenger RNA. Its product is annotated as ubiquitin carboxyl-terminal hydrolase 48. Gene Ontology annotation, cellular component: nucleus; cytosol. Gene Ontology annotation, molecular function: cysteine-type endopeptidase activity; cysteine-type deubiquitinase activity. Lineage: Eukaryota; Metazoa; Chordata; Actinopteri; Cyprinodontiformes; Rivulidae. The record is from RefSeq and is a predicted model, not a curated record. Gene Ontology annotation, biological process: protein deubiquitination.
AUUGACGUCAGCGCUUUUCCCGUCUACGUCGCGUUGAUAUUGAGCGGAAAAUUUAUUUAUUUAUUAAGCCAAGGGCGCUAAAUCUAAAAUAAAUUGCAAAUAAAUUGUGUAAACCAAUUAUUGUUAUAGUAAAUGAGCAUCACGCAUGAGAGUUUCCAUCAGGUUUGUCUUCAGUGCAACAUAUUCGUUACGUUUGCGUCGGACAACGAUAAAGUAACGAGGAUAAUGGCACCCCGUGUCCAACUGGAAAAAGCAGCUUGGAGUUGGGUGGAGACUGUAAAACCAGAAGAAAUCAGGCAGGAACAUAUCGAGUUAGCUUACCGCAUCAAGCUCCCGGCCUGCAGCAGAGGAGCCUGCAGGAGAAACUGCAAAGGGAAUCCAAACUGUCUUGUGGGUAUUGGUGAACAAACAUGGCUUGGACAGAUUGAUGAAAACACUUUCCAUAACAUUGAUGACCCAAAUUCAGAACGCAGAGACAAGAACACAUUUGUUGGCCUGACUAAUCUUGGUGCAACAUGCUACGUCAACACAUUCCUGCAAGUAUGGUUCCAUAACCUGGAGCUUCGUAGGAGCCUUUAUCAGUGCCUCAGUUCCCGAGCACAGGACCACUGCACUGAGUCAG